AUGGACAUCAUGACCGCUUUACUACCAAAGGGUAUCGCAACUUCAGUUUCGACCGACGACCGGGGAAUAUUGCCUGCCUCAGAUGCCACCUUGAGGAACACCUGCACCGCCCUCCUCUCACCUCUAUAUGCGCCGGUCGCAAAGUCCAUUUCCGCGAACAACGCCGUCCGGCACCUGGAAAACACUAGCUCCGUGUGGGGACGCACCUCGAAGCCUCUCGACCUCGGCGAUUACUUCACCUACGCCAAAAAGAUGAUGACCGAAAGUGGUGCGACCGUGGGAAACAACGCUGCAAUUCAUCAUCCCUACGUCAACAAUUCUCUCUACUAUGAUCAUCUCGUUAACGGCGGUGGUUCCUUCAAUUAUGGUAUCGGCUCAACCGCGGUUGAACAAGAGAAUGAUGGGGUCAACGAGAAAGGCAAUGAAGGGUGCCAACAGCACACCCUCUACAGCAUCGCCCUUUCCAAACCCUUGGUCAUCCCAUCUGCUUCCGCCUGGUCUUCCCUCGAGGAUUUAACCACUCCAACCACUGCCACAUCGAGUUCCGCCGCAACCUCGCGUUGCUCAACGCCGGCCACCAAUGGUUGGACGUUCGUCGAACGUCCUCAGCAGGUUGACCCCUCCAAAGUGCAAGAUCCUGCGGAUGCCGCCGCGGCUCAGCAGCGUGAUGUUUUGAAAACCCGAUCAUCGAUUUCAAACAUUCAAGCGCUCAAGAAACGCGCUUCAAUGAACAGUUUCACCAGCAACUCCUCAGAGCUACUGCAGAGCUCACCGAGUGACGGCCACAUUGCAGUUCCUCACCAACAACAAUCAUCCAAGGUUCGCCGCAGCAGCAACACGACCGCUGUCUCUGACACCACCUCCGAGAAUUCCGACAAGUCGACCACCAUCGAACUUGAGAAGGAACAAAAGAAGGCCACUUUGUACAAGACUGAGAUGUGUCGAAAUUGGGAGGAGCGAGGUUCCUGUCGCUACGGUAACAAGUGUCAAUUCGCGCAUUCCGAAAGUGAGCUGCGAAAAAUCACCCAUCACCCAAAGUACAAGACGGAGAUAUGUAAAACAUUUUGGCAAAAUGGCACCUGUCCCUACGGGAAACGAUGCUGCUUCAUUCACAAUGAUAAGAAUGGUAUCCUGAGGCGUAACAGUUCCGAAAAUCUCAAAAACUCUGGUAAAAGCAAUGGCAGCAGUAAAUCCAAAGGUCUGAGUAAAUUUUGUAGUGACCCGGCACUAUACGGAUCCUAUGUAAGCGAUUCCACAUCUCCGGUUGGUCCCAUACCGUCUUCGACGAUGGCCAGAACACCGGAAGCACGAUCCACCUCAAGCUCGGAUUCCCUUCGCGCUUUCACGGAUGCAUACUUCUCGGGACAGGCUAUUGCCAAUCAAGGAGCCUCGGAACCGGUUGACGGUCGCUCUCCUUCCACCAUCGGCAAGGAUACCUCGGGUGCCAUAGCAAACGAGAAUUGCAUCUUUGAAGACGAUGAGGAGGGUGAAGAGAUCAAAUUCUCAGCGGGCUUGACCGAUAAACCGUUGACAUCGAAUGAGAUCAUCAAUGAUUUUGGUUCAAUCCCAGUCCCGCCGGACAUGUAUGUGGCCAAAGGUAUACGCCCUCAGAAUCGUCGAAGGGCAUCCACGACAUCAUGUCGACCGGAUAAGGCGGUCAUCAAUUCAUCCACGGCUCCAACGACUGUCGUCAACAAUGCUGUACUGAGAGAGAGGAGCGUUAGUAUGAGCGUCAAUGCCAACGUGGUACCCGCUCCAAGUAGCAAUCUUGUUCCCGUCGUUGGUCACAACCGGGGUCGUAGAUUGGCCAUAUUCCGAAAUCUGGGUUAG
Acaulospora colombiana is the source of this 1830-nucleotide messenger RNA. NCBI's taxonomy places the organism in Eukaryota, Fungi, Glomeromycota, Glomeromycetes, Diversisporales, Acaulosporaceae. The record is from the annotation of a GenBank genome assembly.